Humulus lupulus (European hop) is the source of this 2928-nucleotide messenger RNA. RefSeq lists its product as uncharacterized. Bases 1 to 2928 code for a protein of 975 amino acids. Gene Ontology annotation, molecular function: nucleic acid binding. The transcript has 6 exons. NCBI's taxonomy places the organism in Eukaryota, Viridiplantae, Streptophyta, Magnoliopsida, Rosales, Cannabaceae. The record is from RefSeq and is a predicted model, not a curated record.
AUGACUCAAGCUUCACCACAAGCAUCAACCUCUCAGCUACCUAGGCCACCAGCUCCUACAGAACAGCCUAGUGAAUUGCAAGCUGCCCUAUUGACUCUCACCAACACUCAAACUCAGUUUAUGACUGAGACUAGAUCCUCCAUCAGAAAUUUGGAAAUGCAAGUGGGGCAGCUGGCCAAUAUGUUGAAUACUAUGCCUCAAGGGAAUUUUUUUAGCAAUACUGUGGCAGAAGAAGAGGAGAGUUGUGAAAAAGUUGAGCCCCAAGUGGAGAAAAAGGUUACUGAAGGCCUCGCAACAAAAGAGAAUAUUCCACCAGGAGUUGUUGAUUCUCAUGUCAAAAUCCCGUAUCCACAACGACUCCGGAAGAAUUUUCUUUACAAACAAUUCUCCAAGUUUCUUGAGGUGUUUAAAAAGCUUCACAUUAACAUCCCAUUUUUUGAGGCUUUGGAGCAAAUGCCGAGUUAUGUAAAAUUUAUGAAAGAGAUUUUAUCAAAGAAACGGAGGUUGGAAGACUUUGAGACAGUAGCACUUACUGAAGAGUGCAAUGCAAUUCUCCAAAGGAAACUUCCACAAAAGCUUCAAGAUCCGGGGAGUUUUACUAUCCCUUGUACUAUAGGGAAAUUUGAAUGCAAACAUGCUCUUUGUGAUCUUGGAGCAAGUAUCAAUCUCAUGCCUCUAUCUGUAUUUCAAAAGCUUGGUCUUGGUGAGGGAAAGCCUACUACUAUUACUCUUCAGCUUGCAGAUCGAUCAAUCAAGCACCCACGGGGAGUUAUUGAAGAUGUGCUAGUCAAGGUAGACAAGUUUAUUUUUCCAGCAGAUUUCAUUGUUCUAGACAUAGAGGAGGAUGCGACGGUUCCCAUUAUUCUUGGGAGACCAUUCUUGGCUACCGGACAAGCCCUCAUUGAUGUGCAAAAGGGUGAGUUGAGGUUGAGAGUUCAAGGGGAAGAAGUGGUCUUUAAUGUAUUCAAGGCUAUGUCUUAUCCAAGAGCAAGUGAUAGUUGCUUUAAUGUUGAUGUGAUUGAUGAGGUGGUUUCGAAAAAGAGGAUUACUAAUUAUCCUUUUGAGUUGCCUUUGGCUUUGGGUGAUAAUAAUGAAGAGGAGGAUUGGGAGACUCAUGAGUAUGUGAAAUGGAUCAAUUCAUAUGGUCCAUAUUACAAGAAGAAAUUUGAAGAAUUGGGGCAAGUGCCUGAGCGCCCCAUACUAUCUAUUAAGAAGCCUCCAGUCCUUGAGUUGAAGUCUUUACCGGAGCAUCUUUGUUAUGUGUACUUGGGGGAGAAAGAAACGUUGCCUGUUAUUAUUUCUUCAUUGCUGUCAAAAGGUGAAGUAAAAAAACUUUUGAGGGUUUUGAGGGAUCAUAAACGUGCUAUUGGGUGGACUUUGGCUGAUAUUCGAGGAAUUAGCCCUUCAACGGUUAUGCAUAGAAUUCUUAUGGAAGAAGAUAGCAAACCCUCUAUUGAAGCUCAAAGAAGGCUAAAUCCCUCUAUGAAGGAUGUUGUUCGGAAGCAAGUACUUAAUUGGUUGGAUGCUUGGGUGGUCUAUCCUAAUUCUGACAGUGCUUGGGUCAGCCCUGUUCAAGUGGUGCCUAAAAAGGGAGGAAUAAAUGUGGUAAAAAAUGAGAACAAUGAACUCAUCCCUACUCGUACUGUGAUGAGAUGGAGGAUUUGUAUUGACCACCACAAGCUGAAUAAGGCGACGAGGAAGGACCAUUUCCUGCUGCCAUUCGUAGAUCAGAUGCUUGAUAGGCUUGCAGGCCACAGUUAUUAUUGUUUCCUAUAUGGGUAUUCAGAGAAAAGUAUAAAAAAAUUUAUGGAUGAUUUCUCGGUGUUCGGGUCUGAUUUUGAUGAAUGCUUGGAUCACCUAGAAGCAGUUCUUACAUGUUGUGAAGAAUCGAAUUUGACUCUCAAGGAGAAGCUAAUUUCAGCGCCUAUAGUGUGUGCACCUAAUUGGGACCUCCCAUUUGAGCUUAUGUGCAACGCAAGUGAUUAUGCGGUUGGAGCGGUUCUUGGGCAGCAAGUGGACAAGGUGAUUGUGUACACGGACCACUCCGCUAUUAAAUAUCUCAUGACAAAGAAGGAUGCUAAACCCCGUUUCAUUCAGUGGGUCUUAUUACUCCAAGAAUUUGAUAUGGAAAUCCGAGAUAAAAAGGGUACCGAUAAUCUUGUGGCGGAUCAUUUGUCUAGGCUGGAAGUUGAGGAAGAUCAAAUUACCAAGAAAGUGCAAAUCAAUGAUUAUUUUCCAUUUGAGCAAUUUUUUGGGGAGAUUGACCAAGCCAAAGCACCAUGGUAUGCAGAUUAUGUCAAUUUCCUAGUGGCAAAGGUUGUGCCUCCUAAUAUGUCUAGAGCACAGUUGAAGAAAUUCUACUCCGAGAUCAAACAUUAUUAUUGGGAGGAGCCCACCCUCUAUAAACAUUGUGUUGACCAAAUAAUUCAUUGUUAUGUACCGGAAGAUGAAAUGAUUUCUAUUCUCAACCACUGUCACACUCUUCAUUGUGGGGAUCAGUUUGGUGCUACCAGGACAGCAGCAAAGGUAUUGCAAUGUGGUUUCUUUUGGCCUACUUUAUUUAAAGAUGCAAAUACUUUUGUUAAGUCUUGUGAUAGAUGUCAACGCACCGGUAACAUAUCACGAAGAGAUGAGAUGUCUCUGAAUGUUAUUUUAGAAGUUGAGUUGUUCGACGUGUGGGGGAUUGAUUUCAUGGUACCCUUUCCAUCAUCCUACAAUUACAAGUAUAUAUUGCUCGUUGUGGACUAUGUGUCUAAAUGGGUGGAAGCAGGGGCAACUCCUACGAAUGAUGGUAAAGUGUCUAAUGGGCAAGCGGAAAUUUCUAAUAGGGAGGUAAAGAGCAUUCUUGAAAAGAUUGUUAAUAGCUCAAGGAAGGAUUGGUCUAAAAAGCUUGAUGACGCUUUAUGGGCUUAUAGAACGACAUUUUAA